Hevea brasiliensis (rubber tree) is the source of this 1507-nucleotide messenger RNA. Its product is annotated as zinc transporter 8-like. Gene Ontology annotation, biological process: zinc ion transmembrane transport. Gene Ontology annotation, cellular component: plasma membrane. Bases 118 to 1176 code for a protein of 352 amino acids. NCBI's taxonomy places the organism in Eukaryota, Viridiplantae, Streptophyta, Magnoliopsida, Malpighiales, Euphorbiaceae. Gene Ontology annotation, molecular function: zinc ion transmembrane transporter activity. The record is from RefSeq and is a predicted model, not a curated record. The transcript has 4 exons.
UGUCAUGGUAAGUAUAAAUUUUCAAAACUGAGAAGUACACGUAAUAGACUAGCAAUUAUCAGUCUCCUACAUGAGAAGCUAGCAAAAUCCUAUACUUUCACUCAAUAUAUCUAUACCAUGAGCAAUUUCAAUAGAAGCUUUUUCAGAGUUUUUGGUUUCCUCUUGCUACUCCCUGCGCUUGUGAUCGGAGAUUGUCCAUGUGAAAAUGAAGCAGAAGAUCGUAACAAAUCUGAGGCUCUUAAAUAUAAAGCUGUUGGUAUAGCUGCAAUUUUGGUUGCUGGUGCAAUAGGUGUUUGCCUCCCAAUUUUAGGAAGGUUCAUCACAGCUUUACAUCCUGAAAAGAAUAUAUUUUUCAUAAUCAAGGCCUUUGCAGCUGGUGUAAUUUUGUCAACUGGGUUCAUUCAUGUGCUUCCUGACGCUUUUGACAGCUUGACAUCACCGUGCCUCAAUGAGAACCCUUGGGGAAAAUUUCCUUUCACCGGUUUUGUGGCCAUGGUUUCUGCGAUUGGGACCUUGAUGAUUGAUGCUUUUGCAACUUCUUAUUAUGCUAAGUCCCAAGGACAAGGACAACAUAUAGCUGGAGAUGAGGAGAAAGCCAGAGAAAAUGGAGGACAGAUGCAUGUUCACACUCAUGCAACUCAUGGUCAUUCACAUGGUUCAGUUUUGAUUGAGAAUUCUGCUUCAUCUGAACUUCUUCGCCAUCGAGUUAUUUCACAGGUUUUGGAGUUGGGUAUUGUGGUCCAUUCUGUGAUAAUAGGAAUAUCUUUAGGUGCUUCUGAAAGUCCAAAAACAAUAAGGCCUCUAGUAGCUGCCCUCACCUUUCAUCAGUUCUUUGAGGGUAUGGGACUUGGAGGAUGCAUUGCUCAGGCAAAAUUCAAGGGAAGAGUUGUUGCCACUAUGGCACUUUUCUUCUCUCUUACAACCCCAGUUGGUAUCGCAAUCGGAAUUGGGAUAUCAAAUGUGUAUAAAGAGAAUAGUCCAACUGCUCUCAUUGUUGAAGGGAUUUUUAAUUCAGCUUCAGCCGGAAUUUUAAUUUACAUGGCAUUGGUGGAUCUUCUUGCCGCUGAUUUUAUGAAUCCUAAAGUACAGGGCAAUGGAAAACUCCAACUUGGAGUUAAUCUUUUUCUUCUGCUUGGUGCAGGCUUGAUGUCUCUCUAUUUAAUAGACCAGACUUGAAACAAUGGCGUGGAGACUAUAAGUGUUUUUCUGCCUUUGGAAGUUGAGAUAAUUCUCUCGCUCCUUGUUAGUUUUCGACUUCCGGAAGAUUAUUUAUUCCGUAUAUGGUUUUAUUCCAAGAAGUGAACUCAGGUUAUCUUGUGGCCCGGUGCUAUUUGAAGAUAAAGUUAAGCACUUCUUGUAGCCCCUUUUAUCUGAUAUUCUUACACACCUGGUACAAUGAUGCAGCCAGCCUCACCAUCUUGAGAUAGAAAAUGUAUAUAAUCUUCAUGAAUAAUUCCCAAUUAAAAAAGUUAGCUAGGUCAUGCACCUCAGCUGGAAUUUUCGUUUA